AUGGUUAGAACUACUCUCCGGAAUAUCCUUGCCGCUCUAGAUUUCCUCCAUACAGAAGCACGAGUUAUACAUACCGAUAUCCAGCCAAAUAAUAUUCUCCUUGGCAUCAAGGACGACUCAAUUUUGUCCAAAUUUGAGGAAGCGGAAUUUGAAGCACCUGUGCCCCGGAAGUCCCUCGAGGAUCGUACCAUCUACGUCUCACGACCGCUCCCCAUCUCCUAUGGGGCACCCGUUCUCUGUGAUUUAGGCGAGGCUCGACUAGGCACCGAGCAGCAACAGGGUGAUAUUAUGCCAGAUAUCUAUAGGGCACCGGAGGUCAUCUUGAACAUGACUUGGGACUACAAAGUUGACAUCUGGAAUGUUGGGAUGGUGGAUUUGUUUGAGCAUCGCCACCUUUUUAGGGCUCGGAACCCCGAAGGUAAAUUGGAUGAUGGAUAUCAUCUCGCCGAGAUGCAGGCGGUCCUAGGAGACCCUCCUCUUCGGUUCCUCGCUCGGAGCGAAAGGAGCCUCCAGUUUUGGGAUAAAAAUGGCGAAUGGAAAGGCACAGCUUCCACCCCAGAUCUUGACGCUCGGGAAGAAAGACUCAAAGGCGAUGAAAAGGUCGACUUUCUACGUUCUCUCCGACGAAUGUUAUGUUGGCUACCAGAAGAAAGAGCCACUGCAAAGGAGCUCUUAUUUGAUCCUUGGUUAAUGCAUGGUCUAUUCAAAUGA
Venustampulla echinocandica is the source of this 711-nucleotide messenger RNA. RefSeq lists its product as uncharacterized. Gene Ontology annotation, biological process: protein phosphorylation. The record is from RefSeq and is a predicted model, not a curated record. Bases 1 to 711 code for a protein of 236 amino acids. The transcript has 4 exons. Lineage: Eukaryota; Fungi; Ascomycota; Leotiomycetes; Helotiales; Pleuroascaceae. Gene Ontology annotation, molecular function: protein kinase activity; ATP binding.